This is a messenger RNA of Vigna radiata var. radiata (mung bean), 2243 nucleotides long. Its product is annotated as pentatricopeptide repeat-containing protein At2g36730. The record is from RefSeq and is a predicted model, not a curated record. NCBI's taxonomy places the organism in Eukaryota, Viridiplantae, Streptophyta, Magnoliopsida, Fabales, Fabaceae. Gene Ontology annotation, biological process: RNA modification. The transcript is spliced from 3 exons. Gene Ontology annotation, molecular function: RNA binding; protein binding. The coding region runs from base 345 to 1853 and encodes 502 amino acids.
CUUUGUUUGUUUAGAAAAAAGGUUAGUGUUUUUCGUCUAACCUUUUCUUCUGUGUUCCUUUUUUGAUUUUUCAGAAUCCAUAACAAUCUAUCCCGUUUCAAGGAUUGAAGUUUAGUGAUCGCUCUCUCUUGUUCCCAACUUACCUCAAUUAAGGACCAACCAUACAUGAACAGGUUUUAGCACAAUACAUUGCGAGGGAGAGUGAGAUCAAGAGAGGAGGCGCACAGCAGUGGUUCCCAAAGCAGCGCUGGUUUCCACAGAGCAAGGAGGCGUGUCACCACAAACAGAAUGCGUUGUCUAAAACUAUGACAAUGGAGAAGGCAGAUUGAAAGCCGAAUGCAUACAUGGUUUGUCUUCCGACAUUGAAGACACGGUUUCUCUCGAAGAAGCACCAAUGCCUCUUUCUCCUAAACUUGUGUGGUUCCAUGGAACAACUCCAUCAAAUACAAGCACAAAUCCACCUCUCUGGUCUUUACCAAGACACACACACUCUCUCAGAACUCGUCUACUUUUGCUCCCUCUCUCCCUCCAAGAACCUCCGCCACGCUCGGGCACUUGUGCACCAUGCUGCCACCCCAUCACCCAUUUCGUGGAACAUUCUCAUCCGAGGCUACGCCGCGAGCGACUCCCCCCGUGAAGCUUUUUGGGUAUUUCAGAAAAUGCGAGAACGUGGUGCCAUGCCUAACAAACUCACCUUCCCUUUCCUCAUUAAGUCUUGUGCUGCAGCUACUGCACUUGGUGAAGGGAAGCAGGUUCAUGCGGACGCUUUUAAGUGUGGUUUGGACUCUGACGUGUACGUUGGUAACAAUUUGAUUAACUUUUAUGGGUGUUGUAAGAGGAUUGUGGAUGCAAGAAAGGUGUUUGAUGAAAUGCUAGAGAGAACAGUUGUUUCUUGGAACUCGGUUAUCACUGCGUGUGUUGAGAGUCUUUGGUUGGGUGAGGGGAUUGAGUAUUUUUUCAGGAUGUGGGGUUGUGGGUUUGAGCCUGAUGAGACUUCCAUGGUGUUGUUAUUAUCUGCUUGUGCUGAGUUGGGGUACUUGAGUUUGGGAAGAUGGGCUCAUUCUCAGUUGGUUUUGAGAGGGAUGGUUCUGAGUGUUCAAUUGGGUACUGCUCUUGUUGAAAUGUAUGGGAAGUCUGGGGCUUUGGGCUAUGCAAGGUUUGUUUUUGAGAGAAUGGAAAAGAGGAAUGUGUGGACAUGGAGUGCAAUGAUAUUGGGGUUGGCUCAACACGGGUUUGCUGAGGAAGCCCUUGCGCUGUUUGCAAUGAUGAGUAGCAAUAACAAUCACAAUAUAUGCCCAAAUUAUGUGACCUAUCUCGGGGUUCUUUGUGCUUGUAGCCAUGCUGGGAUGGUAGAUGAGGGUUGCCAAUAUUUUCAUGACAUGCAACGUGUGCAUGGGAUCAAGCCCCUGAUGAUGCAUUAUGGAGUCAUGGUUGAUGUAUUGGGUCGUGCUGGUCGUCUUGAAGAAGCUUAUUGGUUUAUACAGAUGAUGCCUAUUGAGCCUGAUCCGGUUGUGUGGAGGACAUUGCUAAGUGCAUGCGCUAUACAUGAUGUGCAUGACCAUGCUGGGAUUGGAGAAAGAGUGAGGAAGAGGUUACUUAGGAUGGAGCCAAGGAGGGGAGGGAAUUUGGUUAUUGUUGCUAACAUGUACGCUGAAGUGGGUAUGUGGGAGAAAGCAACAAAUGUGAGGAGGGCGAUGAGAAAUGGAGGAAUGAAGAAAAUGGCUGGGGAGAGUUGUGUGGACUUAGGUGGCUCCAUGCAUAGGUUCUUCGCGGGCUAUGAUCCUUGCCCAGAUUUGAUGUCCGUUUAUCAUCUACUCGAUGGAUUGAACUUGCACUUGAAAAUGGUUAACUGAUACUUGCUAUAGUAGUUGCUUUCAAUGAAUUCUGCUUGGUGGAUAUUGAAAUUAGAAAAACACCCAUAGGUUAGUUCUUUCGAAAUCAUUAUUGUUGACAAUUUCUGUGACUAAAUGCUCUUACCAUUUAUUUCUAUAUUGUAUCUAUGAUUUUGUCACACACCAGGAAUUUUUGUGGCUAUUUUAUUAAAGUUUACCCCAUUUCUGACAUUUUCAAAUUCCAUCCCUUGCUGCAAAAUGACGAGUCUAUAUAGCAAACCCGUGAAGCAUUCAUUAUCACCAAAGUUUUCCUACAUUUCUUGGUUCCAGUCCCCAGCAGCUCCAGUGCUUAUCUCAGUUUCACCAAAUAUGACUUCCUCUGCUGCUCUGCCUCCUAAGCCUCCAACUAUU